Peromyscus eremicus (cactus mouse) is the source of this 3026-nucleotide messenger RNA. RefSeq names its product suppressor of cytokine signaling 6 (gene Socs6). The record is from RefSeq and is a predicted model, not a curated record. The coding region runs from base 416 to 2035 and encodes 539 amino acids. NCBI's taxonomy places the organism in Eukaryota, Metazoa, Chordata, Mammalia, Rodentia, Cricetidae. Gene Ontology annotation, molecular function: 1-phosphatidylinositol-3-kinase regulator activity. The transcript has 3 exons. Gene Ontology annotation, cellular component: phosphatidylinositol 3-kinase complex. Gene Ontology annotation, biological process: protein ubiquitination; phosphatidylinositol phosphate biosynthetic process; intracellular signal transduction.
GCCCGGGCUCCUGUGCGGCGGCUCCGCUCCCGCCUGGGCCGCGGCCGCGCGCCCUCCCUUCGGGGAGGAGGAAGAGGAGGGAGGAGGAGCGGCCUGAGGAGGGCCGAGCGCGGCAGUCGCGCCGCCGCCGCCGCCGGGAGGAAACGGAGCCGGCGGCUGCAGGGUUUUCAUUGUGUAUGGGGGAAUGGUAGUAUGCUCAUCAGAUUUUUGUCAACUGGACACAAGCUACAGUUAUUUGGGAAGAGGAACUCUAAAUUGAGAAAAUGCCUCCAUAAGGUUUGCCUGUGGAAAAUAGCUCCAGAGGUUAAAUGAAGCUGGGCAGAGUUCAUCCAUGAAGCAUCACAGCCCCUCCCGAUGUUUGGGGAUAGUUGCUCCAGAGAGAAAUUGACCCGUUUGAAUUAGGUAACUAGUCACAAUGAAGAAAAUUAGUUUGAAAACCUUCCGGAAAUCUUUCAACCUGAGUAAAAGCAAAGACGAAACCGAGUUCAUGGUGGUUCAGCCCCAGUCCCUCGCUGGCGACUUCGUGAAAGAUGACUCCUUAUUCGGGAGCUGCUAUGGCAAGGACAUGGCCAGCUGUGACAUUGGCAGUGAGGAGGAGAAAGGGAAGAACAGGUCCAAAAGCGAAAGCCUGAUGGGCACCUUGAAGAGGCGAUUGUCCGCCAAGCAGAAGGGCAAGGGCAAGGGCGGGACUGCACCCACAGAUGAGGACACCUUCUCCUCGGCUUCAGCGCCCGGGGGCCUCAAGGACGUGCGUGCCCCACGGCCCAUCCGUUCUACAUCAUUGCGCAGCCACCACUACAGCCCCACACCCUGGCCGCUGAGGCCCACCAGCUCGGAGGAGACAUGCAUCAAGAUGGAGAUGCGGGUGAAGGCCCUGGUGCAUGCUGCCAGCCCAGGCCCUGUCAACGGUGUGCGCAAGGAGCUGCGGGAGCUGCAACCCAAGGAGCUGCGGGACCUGCAGCCCAGGGAGCUAAGGGACCUGCAGCCAGAGCCACGCCCUGAGUCCCGCUGCAGCCCUGGUUCACCCGGGGACCUGCGCCUCCAUCUGGAGGAACACGUGCCUGUAGUUAUCGGACUCAUGUCUCAGGACUACCUUCAGUACACCGUGCCUUUAGAAGACGGGAUGUGCCCUCUAGAAGGGCCGCGCAACUGCUGCCUGGACACGUCCUCGCCCAUGGAGGUGUCGGCCGUGCUGCCAGGGGCCAGCGCCUUCUCUGAAGACGACAGUCAGGUGGACCAGGACCUGGUUGUAGCCCCGGAGAUCCUUGUGGAUUCUUCGGUGAACAACUUGUUGAUUGGCACCACAGGAGUCAUGUUGCAGAACCCUAGAGCAGGUCAUGACGAUGCCCCUCCCCUCUCACCAUUGCUACCUCCAAUGCAGAAUAACCCAAUCCAAAGGAACUUCAGCGGCCUCUCAGGCCCGGACAUGCACAUGGCCGAAAGCGUGCGCUGUCAUUUGAAUUUCGAUCCCAACUCUGCACCUGGGGUUUCAAGAGUUUAUGACUCGGUGCAGAGCAGUGGGCCCAUGGUUGUGACAAGUCUUACGGAGGAGCUGAAGAAGCUUGCAAAACAGGGGUGGUAUUGGGGUCCUAUCACACGCUGGGAGGCAGAGGGGAAGCUGGCAAACGUGCCUGAUGGUUCUUUUCUUGUUCGGGAUAGUUCCGAUGACCGCUACCUUUUAAGCCUGAGCUUUCGUUCCCAUGGUAAAACACUUCACACUAGAAUUGAGCACUCAAAUGGUAGGUUCAGCUUUUACGAACAGCCAGACGUAGAAGGGCAUACAUCUAUAGUUGACUUAAUUGAGCAUUCAAUCAGGGACUCUGAAAACGGAGCAUUUUGUUAUUCACGGUCACGGUUGCCUGGAUCUGCGACUUACCCGGUCAGACUGACUAACCCAGUGUCCCGGUUCAUGCAGGUGCGCUCUCUGCAGUACCUGUGCCGCUUCGUCAUACGUCAGUACACCAGAAUAGACCUGAUUCAGAAACUGCCUCUGCCAAACAAGAUGAAGGAUUAUUUGCAGGAGAAGCACUACUGAGAGAUUAGGAGCCCUGCUUCUUGCACUUUGGGGUUCAGAAACAAGACUGGAGUACAGUUUACAGACUUACAUCGCCAUUGAAGUCUUUGCUGCCAUAACUGUUUUAGUUUUUAUGUCUGAAAGGGUCAUCAAUUUGUUCAGGGCUGGGGAAGUGUUUGCAAGGUGUCUUGAGUUUAUUUUGAUUCUUUGGAAAGGGUUGUCUUGAGUCUUGAGGAUCUAGAAGUGUGAGUUAUCUUUAAGAAUAAUCACAAUGUGAAUGACCAGAUUCUCCCUAAUGCCCCCCCCCCCAGUUCUUUGCUGCUAUCCACUGUGAUUCUUAUGCAUUAAAGCACAUUUCAUGUGUGUUCAACCCUAAGUAAAGUUGAAUGAAACGUACAGAAUAAAAAUUGCUAUGACGUUAAAUGGCCCAGUUGAAUAAAUGUGUGGGAUAAAACAUAUUUACAUAUACACUGAAAAAUGAUUUUUUUAAGUCUCACACUUUAAAAAAGAUUUAUUCAGAAUUCUGAAUUGACACAGUCUUGGUUAAUGGAAUGUAAAUCUGCAUCAUAUCUUGUACAACACUUUUCUAAAUUAUUUUCUAAGGAUGUGAUAGUUGUUUUGAAUUUUUCUGUUGCCUUCGUUUUCAUCUUGUGGUUUGUCUCUUUUGAUAAAUGGCCUUACAUUAAAAAUUGUAAGCAAAUAUAUACCCAAUUUAAAAAUUGUUGCCUUUUCUGUCAUUAAACUCGGGUACAAAUUGGCAUAACUUAAAGCCCUGUAAAGCCCAAACCAUUGUUACAAAAGUGAGAUAACCCUGGUCUCUUGUGAGCAGUGUGUAUGGGUGUGUGUAUGAGAGAGGUUCUUUCAGUUAAAUGUUUGAUCUGUGAUUUCUUUAGUCAAUACUUUUCUCCAUAAACUUGACAAAACAAGUUUCAUAAAUGAGUUGUAUUUUCUUACAUUAAAGUUUAUAUAAAGUUGUAAAUUGAUUUGAAUAGAAAAGUUAUUUUGAAUUUGA